AUGGCCAGCCUCGCACGACACCUCCGGCCUCUGGCUGCACGCCCUCGUCUCCUCCGCAGGACGCUUGCCACCGCCACCGGGCAGAAGCCCAGACCGGCACCCUUGCAGCUCGACGGGCUCAACGACCAUCCCGAGCAGCCCAAGACCCAUUUCGGAUACAGGGACGUCCCUGAGCAGGCCAAGCAAAGCCUGGUCGGGCAAGUGUUCAGCUCGGUGGCAUCGUCGUACGAUGUGAUGAACGAUGCGAUGUCGCUCGGGAUCCAUCGAUUGUGGAAGGACCACUUCGUCAAGUCGCUCGACCCGCAUGGGGACAUCCACUGUCUCGAUGUGGCCGGCGGGACGGCGGACAUCGGGCUGAGGAUCCUCGACCACGCCCGACUGAGCCACUCCGACCGCCAGACCAAGGUCACCAUCCUCGACAUCAACCCGGACAUGCUCGCCGAGGGCCAGAAGAAGGUCAACCGGACCAUGUACUACGGCGGCGACCAGAUCCAGUUCAAGCUCGGCAACGCCCAGGACCUUCGAGCCUCCGCGAUCGAGGACAACUCCGUGGACCUCUACACCAUCGCCUUCGGGAUCCGUAACUGCACUCACAUCGAUGCUGUCUUGAAGGAGGCCUAUCGGGUCUUGAAGAAGGGCGGGAGGUUCAGCUGUCUCGAGUUUGGCAAAGUCAACAACCCCUUGUUGGCCGGAGUCUACGAGAUGUAUUCCUUCAACGUGAUCCCCAACCUCGGCCACAUCCUUGCCUCCGACCGCGACUCGUACCAAUAUCUUGUCGAGUCCAUCCGGCGCUUCCCCACCCAAUCCAAGUUCGCCGAGAUGAUCCAGGAGGCAGGCUUUGUCCUUCCCGGCGCCCACAAGCAUUUGUCUAAAGAGCAAAACAAGGCAUGGGAGGACCUCACCUUCGGCGUCGCUGCGAUCCACAACGGCAUCAAGCUCUGA
Puccinia triticina is the source of this 942-nucleotide messenger RNA. RefSeq lists its product as uncharacterized. Gene Ontology annotation, molecular function: methyltransferase activity. The record is from RefSeq and is a predicted model, not a curated record. The transcript is spliced from 4 exons. Gene Ontology annotation, biological process: ubiquinone biosynthetic process. Bases 1 to 942 code for a protein of 313 amino acids. NCBI's taxonomy places the organism in Eukaryota, Fungi, Basidiomycota, Pucciniomycetes, Pucciniales, Pucciniaceae.